Panicum virgatum (switchgrass) is the source of this 707-nucleotide messenger RNA. Its product is annotated as dirigent protein 1-like. Lineage: Eukaryota; Viridiplantae; Streptophyta; Magnoliopsida; Poales; Poaceae. The coding region runs from base 61 to 573 and encodes 170 amino acids. The record is from RefSeq and is a predicted model, not a curated record. The transcript has a single exon.
AUACUGCUAGCUAUAUAGCAUGCAUCACACAUUGACACACCCUCUCGCGCCCUUCCCAGCAUGGCUUGCUGCAAGCUCUACCAUUCCGUGGUGCUCGCCGUCGCCGUUGUCGUCCUCGCCGUCGGACCGGCCGCGCGGCCCGUUUCAGCCGCGUCGGCGCACCUUCACUUGUACAUGCACGACGUGCUGACGGGCCCGGCGCCGACGGCGGUGCAGGUGCUGAACGGCCCCCGGGGCCACUUCGGCGACACGGUGGUGAUCGACGACGUGCUCACGGAGGGCGCGUCGCGGGCGUCGGCCGCGGUCGGGCGCGCGCAGGGGCACUACAUCUGGGCGUCGACGGGGAACCCGGAGCUGCUGGUGACCAUGAACGUGGUGCUCGAUCACGGGCCCUACGCCGGCAGCUCCGUCACCGUGGUGGGGCGGGACGACAUCGGCGCGCCGGUGCGGGAGCUGUCGGUGGUCGGCGGCACCGGGCAGUUCAGGAUGGCGCGAGGGUACGUGCUGUGGAAGACCGUCAGCCUCGACCACCCCAACGCCGUGCUCGAGCUCGAUGUCUUCGUCAGCGCCUGAGCAAGCUGAGCUGCGCACACGUGGUGGCAAGUUCCGCACAUCGCCGUGUACGGUGUACCGCCAAAUAAGUUUCUAGUACUUUGUGGAGUAUAAUUGCAUAAAUAAACGUACGGUAACGAAAGUGUUAGAGUUAA